GUCGAUCCUUGACAAGCUGAGACCAGACCAAGAUUCUCGCGAUUUGCUGAAAACAACCUCGGUCUCACGCCAUUCGGAGCUUGCAUUCCCUUCGCCACUACUGCAAGAUGCCUCCCAGGCCGACAAACUGGAGAUUAUGGGGAAAGAUGGCGGCAGCUGGCGCCCUCUGCUGCAUCGGCGGUCCCGCACUCGUCUACUACGUGUCACCCACCGAGGAAGAGCUCUUUCUGAAGUAUAAUCCCGACUUGCAGAAGCGGAGUCUGGAAAACAGGGCUGGGAAGGAACAAAACUUUGAUGAUUUCGUCGGCAAAUUGAAGGAAUAUUCGAGGUCGGACAAGCCGAUAUGGGAAGCUGCUGCCAUAGCUGAGAAGAAAUCGAGGGAUGGAAAGAUUGCUGAGCAAGUCAAGUUAAGUGAGGAGAUCGAGGCGAGGAAGAAGGAGAUACGGAAUGCGGGAAUAAAACCCAUGCCAGGUGGAAGCUUGUGAAUGUGCUGAUAUGCUACGACUUGGUGUACAUUACCGGCGUUGCGGUUUGCUUGGGUCAAAUAUGGCAGGUAGGAAAUCGAAAUGUCCCAUCUUCAUACGAACAAGGAGCAUCCCGAGUCAUUGUACCGAAAGCGACGCGAGGGAUAAUUGCCUCUGGACGUUUGUCAGAAAGGAACCAAGUUAAGCUUCACCAUUCUGCUCCUCGAGCAAGAAUUUUCUACUCCUUGUGGCCAG
Molecule: messenger RNA, 719 nt
Organism: Hyaloscypha bicolor E
Lineage: Eukaryota; Fungi; Ascomycota; Leotiomycetes; Helotiales; Hyaloscyphaceae
Product: CBP4-domain-containing protein
Exons: 3
Coding region: 108-485 (125 amino acids)
Biological process (GO): mitochondrial respiratory chain complex III assembly
Cellular component (GO): mitochondrial membrane
Source: RefSeq, a predicted model, not a curated record